Molecule: messenger RNA, 3126 nt
Organism: Cucurbitaria berberidis CBS 394.84
Lineage: Eukaryota; Fungi; Ascomycota; Dothideomycetes; Pleosporales; Cucurbitariaceae
Product: phospholipase D/nuclease
Exons: 4
Coding region: 1-3126 (1041 amino acids)
Biological process (GO): intracellular signal transduction; cell motility; phosphatidic acid biosynthetic process
Molecular function (GO): D-type glycerophospholipase activity
Source: RefSeq, a predicted model, not a curated record
AUGUCCAAUCGCCGAGACGAUGAUUUGGCCUACGGAGAUUAUCAUGGUCAAGAAGGCGGAGGCGGAGAGGGAGAUCGUGGGCUGAUAGGCGACGUGGGUAGGCGGUUCUUUGGCGGCAAGAAAGAGAACACUCAGCAGCAGCAAUCUUCCUCGAAUCAAGGCGGCGGCAUGUCGUUCUUCAACAAGCUCCAUGAUCCUCUCCACGGCUUCGUCUCCGACCUCAAGGACGCAAUCUCAGGAAAAGAGGAUUCGCAGAACAAGCCUCCUCAUGGCGGAGUUGAACAGCAAGGAGGACAGGCGCCGCAGCCAGGUCAGGAAUACCAUAGUGAACAUCGAUUCCUGAGCUUCGCGCCCGAACGGCAUGGCAACGAGACCAAGUGGUACGUUGAUGGAUGCUCUUAUAUGUAUGCGGUAAGCCUGGCAUUGGAGCGUGCCAAAGAGUCCAUAUGGAUCUUGGAUUGGUGGCUCUCCCCUGAGCUGUACCUGCGACGCCCUCCAGCGAAGAACCAGCAGUAUCGACUUGACCGAAUGCUGCACGCUGCAGCAGAGCGCGGUGUUAAGGUCAAUAUCAUUGUAUACAAGGAGGUGACCCAAGCUUUGACUCGUAAGUUGCUGAAUCCAACAUUACCCAACUAUCUUCAUUCUCUCCUACCGAGCUCUACCGACAGGUUCACCCAUAGCCUCACUCGACUUGGGCUAGAUGUCAUCUUCAAAUCGCUUGAAGUGUGGGAAGAGACAGACCCGCUGAUUGCACCACCUAUUACAGUCUCCUCAGCUCAUACCAAGCACAAUCUGGAAGAGCUUCACCCCAACAUUGGCGUAUUUCGACACCCCGAUCAUCUGCCAGAUGCAGCAGUGCUGCAAUCUUCGUUCUUGUCCUCGCUUCAGAACAUGUCAUUCACUCCAGCAAAGCUGGCACAACUCCCUGGAGAUGGACUCAAGGCAAUCUAUGGAGCUCAUAAUGGAACAGUAAUGUUCUGGGCACACCACGAGAAGCUUUGCCUUAUCGAUGGUCAAACCGCGUUCAUGGGAGGUCUCGACCUCUGCUAUGGCCGUUGGGACACCAACCAGCACGCAAUUGCCGAUGCGCAUCCUGGAAACGUUGAUAGGAUAGUGUUUCCAGGCCAGGACUUCAACAACGCCCGAAUGUUAGAUUUCAACGAUGUCACCAACUGGGAGAACAACAAGCUCGACAGAACAGAAAGCUCUCGCAUGGGCUGGUCUGAUGUUGCACUCUGUCUAGGUGGCCCCGUAGUACAAGAUCUCCGCACCCACUUUGCACAACGCUGGAACUUCAUUUACGAUGAGAAGUAUAGCAAGAAAGCCACUAGGUACUCAAGAAUACCUGACACAGGUAGCGGUGCUCAGCAGGGCGGGGUUUAUCCGCCUCCAUCUCAACAACGUGGGCUCGAAGGCGAGGAAGAUGGUCAACGCGGAUUUGGCGGCGACGAGGACGGUGAACGAGGGCUGUUCGGCCACGGCCACGGGGGAGGCCUGCGCCAGAAGCUGCAGAGCAAAAUCAGCCAAUAUGGACAUGAAGAAGGAUCAUAUCAAGGCACUCAGCAGUCACAUUCUGAACACAGCUCCCAGCAAGGUGGCGCGGACUGCCAAAUUACACGCAGUUCUGCAAAAUGGAGCCAUAACCUGAUCGCUACCGAGCAUUCGAUUCAGAACGCCUACGUUGAGAUCAUACGUGACAGCAAGCACUUCGUCUACAUUGAGAACCAGUUCUUCAUCACCGCUACUGGUGAACAACAGAAGCCGAUUAAGAACCAGAUUGGCGCGGCCAUGGUCGAGCGUAUAAUCCGAGCUGCUCGCAACGGUGAGAAAUACAAGAUGAUGAUUAUGAUCCCCGCUGUUCCAGCGUUCGCUGGCGACCUCAAGCUCGACGGUGCGCUGGGCACGCGAGCGAUUAUGGAGUUCCAAUACGACUCGAUAAACCGCGGUGGUCACUCUAUCUACGAAGAAAUCGCUCGAGCAGGUGUUAACCCAAUGGACUACAUCCGGUUCUAUAAUCUUCGCAGCUAUGAUCGCAUCAACGGUAGUAAGGUCAUGCGUGAGGCUGAAGAGCGCAGCGGCGUAUCGUAUACACAGGCCCAAGAGGGUUAUGAUGCGACGCACGACAACGCUCGGGACUAUCAAGCUUAUCGCCCGCCACCCACCGCCGAGUAUGGUGUGUACGAGCUAGAUGGCUCCUCUGGCGGCGCACCUGCGCAGAACCAGCAGUAUGAUGCCGGCCCGCAAAGCCAAGGCAACCCCAACGAUUAUGACCGCUAUCAGCAUGAAGCUGCCAAGAUUGGGGGCCGACAAGGCCUUGGUGACGGACGCUGGGACACUGUUAGCGAGUGCUACAUGCUUGGUGGGGAAGACAUUCGCAAUGUCCCUUGGGAAGGUGGAGCAAUGGACGAGAUGGACGCAUUCGUCUCUGAGGAGCUUUACAUUCACAGCAAGCUUCUGAUUGCUGAUGAUCAAACCGUCAUCUGCGGCUCGGCCAACCUCAAUGACCGUUCCCAACUUGGGGACCACGACUCGGAGAUCGCAGUCAUUAUCCGAGAUCCAGAUUCGAUCGAGUCGUACAUGGACGGACGACCAUGGCGCGCAUCUAAGUUUGCCUCUUCCCUGCGAAGAGAAAUCUUCCGGAAGCAUCUCGGCCUGCUCAAGCCUCAGGACAUGGAGCAUCCAGACCCGAACUACGAACCCGUCGGUAUUCCGAAUGUGUACGACUGGGGCUCGAAUGAGGAUAGACAGGUCGCAGAUCCACUGUCGGACGAAUUCCAGAAUCUGUGGAACUGGCGCGCGAACACGAACACACAAGCCUUUGGCAAGUUGUUUCACCCAGUACCGAGCGAUGAAGUUAGGAACUGGAAGCAAUACGACGAGUACUAUUCUAGAUUCUUCGGGCAAGACGAGAAAGCCAAGGAGAACAAGAAGCCCAGCUUGUACAAGUGGGGCCAUGUAGUUGCAGAGAACUUCAGCCAGGGUGAGCAGGGUGUGCGCGAGGUCAAGGAGGUAUUGAGCACCAUCAAGGGAACGCUUGUGGAGAUGCCACUGCUUUUCUUGAAGGAGGAAGACAUUGCGCAGGAAGGCAUGGGACUAAAUGCUAUCACUGAGGAGCUGUAUACUUAA